AUGACGUGGUAACUAUCACCCCACCAUUUACAAUCCUUUGCUUCUUUCUUCCCACACAAAAAAUUAAUAAUAAAGCCCUCUUGCAUUAUUCCCCAACACAAGAAUAGAUUCUCUCUUUAGCUUAGCUCCAAUACUUGAUUUUGGAGAGUAGGAAAAAAAAAAAAAAAAAAAAAAAGAGAGAAACUAUCAUUUCUCCUUUCAACAACAUUUUUUCUUUUGCUUCAACUUCAUACAAGAACAUCAUCAACAACAACAACAAAUCAACGAUAUAGCUUCCAUGACUAAUCAAUGCGAAAAUUCAUCCUUUUUGAUACAACACAAGAGUAGUACUCCUAACCCUAACGAUGACAAGAUCGAGUCACAAAGGCCGAGUUUAGGAAAGAAAAACGAGGUGAAGUGUGAAGAAAAUCACGAGUCAAAAUCAACUUCUGACGAAAGGAAUAAAUUCAACGAUGCAGGAGCUGUGCUGAAAAACCCUGUUCAGGUAAGACCAGAAGUCAAGGAACAUGCAAGUGGACAUAACAAAGGCGAAUCGUACGUGGAGGAUAAUGGACGUGAUAGAUUGAAAAGACAUCGGGUUGAAGUAGCUGGUCAUGUAUGGAUUCCAGAUAUAUGGGGUCAAGAGGAACUACUCAAAGAUUGGAUUGAUUGUAGUGCUUUUGAUGCUUCAUUAAUGAAUAGUAAUAUAAUGUCAGCUCGUGCUGCUUUGGUUGAAGACAGAAGAAGAGCCAAUUCUAGCUGCAGAUUAAGAAUAGAGAAUAGCUGUUGAAAAAGCUUCCAAAUUACUUCAAACUUCUCAUUUUCAUAAAGAUGAAUUUCUUUUUGGUUUUAUUUUGCUUUAUUAUUUCAUCUUAAUAAUUGUGUAUUUCUACAUGUUAAUACCUAAAAGGAGUACAUCGUUGAGGACGUUAAUUAUUUGGACACUAAUACCAUAUACUAAUAGAUUGCCUA
Messenger RNA from Nicotiana tabacum (common tobacco), 951 nucleotides. RefSeq lists its product as uncharacterized. The record is from RefSeq and is a predicted model, not a curated record. Gene Ontology annotation, biological process: blue light signaling pathway. Lineage: Eukaryota; Viridiplantae; Streptophyta; Magnoliopsida; Solanales; Solanaceae.